Messenger RNA from Hypomesus transpacificus, 2330 nucleotides. RefSeq names its product polyunsaturated fatty acid lipoxygenase ALOX15B-like. Gene Ontology annotation, molecular function: protein binding; iron ion binding; oxidoreductase activity, acting on single donors with incorporation of molecular oxygen, incorporation of two atoms of oxygen. Gene Ontology annotation, biological process: lipid oxidation; linoleic acid metabolic process. The coding region runs from base 176 to 2188 and encodes 670 amino acids. The record is from RefSeq and is a predicted model, not a curated record. Lineage: Eukaryota; Metazoa; Chordata; Actinopteri; Osmeriformes; Osmeridae. The transcript is spliced from 15 exons.
AACUAAAAAUCAAGUAGGCCUAACAGUCCCGGUUUCAACAGUCUAACAGUAAAUGGAAACUUAAGCAAUAACUGCCAAGCUUAAGCACUCAAAGAACAUUCUAGGAUUUUCUUUCACAGUGAAGAAGAGAAGAAGAACUGUAAUCACCAGCUGCAUCACAGGCACUGCACUCAAGAUGGCUCAGUACAAGGUGACCGUGUUCACUGGUAGCAUAGCCCAGGCCGGCACGAUGAACAAGCUGUACAUUAAGCUUGUGGGCGCGGAGGGGGAGAGCGAUCACCGCUGGCUAGCUAACCUCAAAGGUGGUUUCUACCAGGGUGCGGCGGACCUCUUCACCGUGCACUGCCCCGCCUCCCUAGGGAGACUACUGCUGGUCGAGCUGGACAAGAAGACCCUCCCUCUCAUGCCCCAGAACGCCUGGUUCUGCUCCAAGGUCACCGUGGAGACACCGGAGGGCGAGACGGCACAUUUCCCCGUUUACCGGUGGAUCUCCGACCAGGAAAAGCAUCUGUUCAGAGAGGGGACAGCUUAUCGAGUGUUUGAUGAAAAGCAUCCCUUGGCCAUAUACUGCAGGGAGAAGGAGCUGAAGUCCAGAGCCCAGGACUACAGCUGGGAUGCCCCUGGGGAGGGCCUUCCUCAUGCCAUCAAAGCAGAGAGCCCUCUAGAUCUGCCCUGCGAGGUCCGCUUCUCCUUCACCAAGACUACCCAGUUCCUCUUCACAGCAUCUUCAGCACUAACAGAGCUGAGCCUCAAGGGUUAUGCCAAUUCCAAGAAGCUGUGGAAGGACAUUGAUGACAUCGGCCAAGUCUUCACCUGCAACAGGACGCCGAUCUCAGACUACGUCCAGCAACACUGGAGGGAGGACGAGUUUUUUGGCUACCAGUUCCUGAACGGAGUCAACCCCACAAUCAUCCGACGGUGCUCCAAGCUGCCGGAGAAUUUCCCCGUCACCGACGACAUGGUCAGGGCCUCCCUGCGUGGAGCGAGUAGCCUAACUGACGAAAUCAAGAAGGGGAACAUCUACCUGGUGGACUACAAACAGCUGGAUGGAGUGACCGCUAACGUGAUCAAUGGGAAACAGCAGUACAUUACAGCUCCUCUCGUUCUGCUCCAGAAGACCCCGAACGACAAACUGAUGCCUGUUGCCAUCCAGUUGAAGCAGAAGCCAGGAGAGGACAACCCCAUCUUCUUCCCCAAUGACUCAGAGUACGACUGGCUGAUGGCCAAGAUCUUCGUGAGGAGCGCCGACUUCAGCGAACAUCAGCUGAACGCCCACCUGCUGCGUACCCACCUCCUCAGCGAGGUGUUUGCUGUGGCCUUGCUGCGCAACCUUCCCAUGGUGCACCCCCUCUACAAGCUCCUUAUUCCCCAUACCCGCUACACCCUUCAAAUCAAUUUCUUGGCCAGACUGCUGCUGAUAUCAAAGAAUGGAGUUUUCACUCAGUUUGCGGCGUCGGGUGGAGAGGGAAUGUUCACCAUCCUGCGGAGAGCGCUGUCCUCUCUGACCUACAGCUCCCUCUGUCUGCCGGAGGACAUCGCUGCACGAGGUCUGGAAUCCAUCCCCAACUUCUACUACAGAGACGACGGGCUCAGACUGUGGGAUAUGAUUCACAGGCUUGUCCAGGGAGUAAUCGGUCACUACUACAAGUCAGACUCUGACGUCCAGCAGGACUCUGAGCUGCAGAACUGGAUCAAGGAUAUCUUCAUCCAUGGAUUCCUGUCCAGGGCCAGCUCAGGAGUUCCCCAGUCUUUGGACACUGUAAAGGAACUCGUCAAGAUCGUCACCGUGGCGAUCUUCACCGGCUCAGCACAGCACUCUGCUGUCAACAGUGGACAGUUCGACUAUGGUGGUUGGAUGCCAAACACGCCCAUCACCCUGCAGCUCCCGCCCCCCAGCGGUAAAGGACAGUGCAACGAAGCCCUCCUGUUCAGAACCCUGCCGGACGUCAACACCACCGUCCAGGGCAUGUCCACCAUGUGGCUGCUCAGCAAGCAGUCCACUGACUUUGUCUCUCUUGGUAAAUACCCAGAGGAGCACUUCAGUGAGGACGCCCCCUGCAGGCUGAUAAAGGGAUUUCAAGCAGAGCUGAAGACCUUCAGUGAGUCUGUCAAGACCAGGAACUCCAGUCUGGAGGUUCCCUACACAUACCUGGAUCCUGAGCUGGUGGAGAACAGUGUGGCUAUUUAGACAGCAGACAGGGACCAUGGCCUCAUCCUGCUUAAAUAUACAUAAAUGUAAACACAAUGUUGAUGUUUGAUGUUUAUCCAAAUAACAUUUUAAUUAGAGAUUAAGACUUAUUUUGCAGCUCAAUAAAUAUAAAUUUCACAAA